Molecule: messenger RNA, 1905 nt
Organism: Hipposideros armiger (great roundleaf bat)
Lineage: Eukaryota; Metazoa; Chordata; Mammalia; Chiroptera; Hipposideridae
Gene: LRRN4CL
Product: LRRN4 C-terminal like
Exons: 2
Coding region: 416-1135 (239 amino acids)
Molecular function (GO): protein binding
Source: RefSeq, a predicted model, not a curated record
CAGGCAUCCUGGCCUCCAGCUGAAACCACUGCAUGUGGCUUCCCCCGGCCCCGUGACUCAGGCCUUCUGAAGGGACCAACCCUCUUGGCACUCACCAGGAAAGGGGGGCAGGGAGAGGGGGGCUAGGUGGUGACAUCACAGUUGAAGGGUAUAAAAGCUUCCAGCGAAACAGAAUUGAAAUUGAAGACACAAAACCUGAAUGCAGCCUGUGCUCCUGGGGACCCCUCGGCCUGACACCCACAGACGUCCCGUCGUAGAUUCCCACUGCCUGUGCUCCUGGGGACCCUUUGGCCUGACACCCACAGACAUCUGGUCGCAGACUCCCACUGCAUCAAGGCCUGCGCACUGGUGAGGGGCUGUCGUGGGCCAGGAGUCGGGGAGGUGGAGAACAGGCAGCACUCCUGCGACAGACUCCAUGCUGGGCUUUCCCUGCCUUCUGUGGCUCCUGGCUGUCACCUUCUCCUUGGUUCCCAGAGUGCAUCCCUUGGCCCCUGAAGACUUUGGAGAAGAGGAGGAAGAUGAGACACCGAGGUCACCUUUGCCAGCUGUCCUCUGUGACUACGACCGCUGCCGCCACCUGCAGGUGCCCUGCAGAGAGCUGCAGAGGGCCAGUCCUAGGGCCUGCCUGUGCCCUGGGCUCUCCAGCCCUUUGCAACCACCCUCUCCACCGCGCCUGGGAGAAGUGCACGUGGUGGCCGAGGAAGGCAGUGCAAUAGUACACUGGUGUGCCCCCUCCUCCCCCGUCCACCAGUACUGGCUGCUGCUUGGGGAAGGCAGCGAGGCUCCCCAAAAGGGCCCCCCUCUCAACUCUACCAUCCGCCGAGCAGAACUGAAGGGACUGAAGCCCGGGGUCGCUUAUGUCGUUUGCGUGGUGGCCGCUAAUGCUGCCGGAGAAAGCAGCCUGCCCGGGGCAGGUGGCGAGGGCCCCGAGGGCACUGGCGGCCCUACUUUCGGGCCCUGCGGCCGGCUGGCUGUGCCCCCACGACCUCGCAGCCUGGUCCACGCGGCCGUGGGGGUGGGCACGGCGCUGGCUCUGCUGAGCUGUGGUGCCCUGGUCUGGCACUUCUGCCUGCGCCAGCGCUGUGGCUGCCCCCGCCGCACUCAGCCCGCCGCCCGGCCCGUUGAGAGGCUCUGAAGGAGCCCGCGGGCAUCUCGGCCACUCGGAGCCCGCCACCCAGCGAGCUCAGCCCGCGCUCCUAGAGGAGGUUCAGGUUGCUGCUGCCCUGUGCAGCCGGGGUCUCUCUGAGCUUCUGUGCUCUGCCUGGGAGCUCAUGCAGGUCCUGGCUCAGGCUGGGGAAGGAGUAGAGAGGUUCUACAAAGUUUUUCUCAUAGGACCACAUAGUAAAUAUUUUCUGCUUUUGUGGUUCCAGAGGAUAAAAUCAAAGAUAUUGUAUAGGUACUUGUAUAACCAUGUAACCAUUUAUAAAAAUGUAAAAGCCAUUCUUAGCUCAUGAACCUUACAAAUCAGGCCUGAGCCAGAUUUGGCCCCCUGGCUGGAGUUAGCAGCCCCACCAAACACCCACAGAAGGGCUCUGCCACUAUGGGUGGCUUCAGUGGGAUUUUAAGAAUAAGCUGCUGCAGGAUAGGAGUUUGAGGCCAGAGACUACUCCUUCUUCUUCUCCUUUUUGUUUAGAUAUCCAGGAUGGACACACCUGACUCAGAAUCCACCUGUGUCUGAGGUGGGUGGAAAUAAAUGACUGACAUGGAGUGGAGAAGAGAGGGAAAGCCCAAGCUGCUGUCUGGGACAAGCUUGCAUUUUGCCAGUUAAGAGUAAAUAAAUAAAUACAUAAAUAAUAAUACAAAAAUACCAAGGGAUUCCCCCCAUGUGCCUAUUGUUUAUCUACUGUAACAACAUUAAAGCAAAUGUAAAAGGAAAACAUUUCAUUUUUCAUGAUCCUUUUCAAC